This is a messenger RNA of Sabethes cyaneus, 5736 nucleotides long. RefSeq names its product serine/threonine-protein kinase Pak (gene Pak). The transcript is spliced from 9 exons. Gene Ontology annotation, biological process: protein phosphorylation; regulation of axonogenesis; intracellular signal transduction. NCBI's taxonomy places the organism in Eukaryota, Metazoa, Arthropoda, Insecta, Diptera, Culicidae. Gene Ontology annotation, cellular component: cytoplasm. Gene Ontology annotation, molecular function: ATP binding; protein serine/threonine kinase activity. The record is from RefSeq and is a predicted model, not a curated record. Bases 1445 to 3427 code for a protein of 660 amino acids.
CGCAGCCAUCUCUGUGGUGCUCUAUCGUUGAAGAGGAAAAAUCUUUAGAGCUCCGUACCAAUUCGGCAAAUUUCCUGUUCCGGUUAGUGUUAUAACCGUUCGGUAGUGCUUCCGGUGGCAACAUUUUCGUCGGAAUGUCACUGGUGAACUGUGUGUGACCCCGAAAAUCAAUGUUCAUUGGCAGUGAAGAUUUUCUCUUCGGUAUAAAAUUGUGAAUGGAUUUUUUUCGAUGUGAAACAUAAGUAUUUUUCCUUAGUUUUAUUGCUCGGAAUGUUGGUUCUGUCUGACCGUCGAUGUUGCGUGGUUUUUGUUGGUAAUAUUCAUGAAAGUGUGAAGUUCGUUCGAUGAAAGCAUGAAAGCAUUUUUCUUUACAAAAAUAUAAAUCACCGAUGGAAAGUGUGAACGAGGAAAAGUAAUCUAAAAGCUAGCGAAAAAAGAGUGCGACGCAUGCACCACAUAGGGAAAGAAGAAAAAGUGGUAUCCAGUGUGGAAGUUGUGUUGGUGAGUUGAAAAAAUUGCAUCCAGCGUUUUCUAUAAAAUAGAAUGAUUAUCCAGUGUUAGAUGAAAAUAGCCUGGAAGAUUAGCGACUGGGAAAGCAGACAUUUGAUUACAUCUCGUUGAAAUUAGAAACAGUCCAUUAAAAAUCCUGCGAUUGAUCACUGGAGAACUGUCAUCAAUAGCACACGCACACACCGAAGACGGCAGUGAGAUUCCUAUUUGAUUGAUUUUUGCUGCUGUGAGUCUGUUUCUUCUUCGUUCUGCCUGUGCCAACUGGCUGACUGCCACAUUCCGGUUCUCCAUGCUUGGAUAUUUCCGAGCUUCAGAGGACUAGCCGACGACAGCAACAGAAACGUUAGAGGACAGUGUGCAGAAGCAGAAGGGCAGUUGGUGAACGAACUUGCCCGUGGCGGUCCCGCUCGUUCGACUCAUCUAUCGUACGUUAAUCACCGGAUUGUACCAGCUAGCUACGUCGGUCGGGCGUCGAAGACGGACGGUUAAGUAAUCAUCGAGGGGUAAUCAAAGUGCGAAAAAGUGCCGUUUGUGUUUACAAAAUUAUUCAGUUUCCUUUGCGGCUUGACUCCGGUUGCCCAACGCGUAUUAUUGCCAUACAAAAGUUCUUAUUUACGUGAGUCAGUGUUUGCUGGUACUAGCUAGUAGUAAGAAAAAUUGGCUCCACGCGUGGCCAAGUAAAGGUGUAUCUCUAUACGUUGUGAUCGAAAAGGAAAAAAAGAGCUAAAGAUAGCGUGAAAAGCCAUCUGGGUGCUAUAUUGUAAUUAACGUCAUUUUUAAUACCAUUCGUGCGAAGAAAAGUAGCUGUGUUUAGGCACUUGGUUUGGCCUAAUCGUCGAACGGUGAGAUAGUGGCACAGUGAGGAUUGACCUUUCGAUAGCGGUCCAUCCGUACUACGGUCUGCAGCGAUAGCAACAGCAGCAGCAGCAGGAGAAUGUCCAGCGAAGAGGACAAACCGCCGGCACCGCCGGUUCGGCUUACCAGCAAUCGUGGCGGCGGCGAUCGAAUCGACAGUACCGCGCCAGUUGACAUGAAACCCCUGCCGAAAGAACCAGACGAUGUCGAUCGGAAAAAGAAAACGCUCAAAAACAAAAUCAAGGUCUCCAAAGCAUCCCACAAUGACUCGAAACCGAACAUUUCCUAUCCGACCAAUUUCGAGCACACGGUUCACGUAGGAUUUGACGCAAUCACCGGCGAAUUCACGGGAAUGCCAGAGCAAUGGGCGCUCAUGCUGAAGAACUCCAACAUUAGCAAACAGGAACAGAAGAAAAAUCCGCAGGCGGUAUUGGAUGUGCUCAAUUGGUUCGACAAUAGCAGCAAGCAACGACCCAGCUCCAAGUAUAUGACCCAUGGUUUGCACACCACAACGCACUCUGCAUCGUCCAUAGGUUCCUCGCUGAGCCGAGUCAGCAGCAGUAGCCCGAGCAGCACACCGACGGAUUCGGAAUCGCACGGUCCCGGCGGCGUCAGUCAGGUACACCUCUCCAGUUCCCACUCGCAGGCCUACAGCUUAGGGCCGCUCUCGUCGCACCACAACUCGACCGGCGACCACGACAGCGACGAACUCGGAGCCCUCAGCAGCGGUGGCAGCAUCAGUGGCAAUGGCAUCCCGCCGCCAAUUGCCAGCCGACCCGAGAGGACCAAGUCUAUCUACACGAGGCCUAUCGAUGAGCCGACGCCGAUAUCACCGCCAAUACCUCCGCAUCUCAGCAGCAGCACGACGACCGGCGUCCGCAGUCCCACGUUCGACAAGAACAAGAACUCGACGACGAUUCUCACAUCAACGGUGAACACCAACUCGACGACGGCGGCAGCGCAGGCCCAAACGCCGACGGCCGUCGCCUGCAAUCUGAAUAACGCCAACAAUCAACCACAGCAGCAAGCGACACCAACGGGCACGACGACGACGGCAACCGCGACGGCAGUGCCCGCAGUAGGAGGAGGGGUUGGAGUGACUACCACGACCCCGGCGGCAAACAAUGAGCCCAGCACUCAGCAGCGCGCUAAUCUUAAGAAGAAGAAAAUGUCCGACGAGGAGAUUCUGGAGAAACUGCGAACCAUUGUCAGCGUGGGCGAUCCAAAGCGGAAGUACAACAAGAUGGAGAAGAUCGGUCAAGGUGCAUCAGGAACCGUGUAUACAGCUAUCGAAAGCUCAACCGGUAUGGAGGUAGCUAUCAAGCAAAUGAACCUUAGUCAACAGCCCAAGAAGGAGCUGAUCAUCAACGAGAUACUUGUGAUGCGAGAGAACAAACAUCCGAACGUGGUCAACUAUUUGGACAGUUAUCUCGUAUCCGAAGAACUGUGGGUAGUGAUGGAGUAUCUACCGGGUGGCUCACUGACGGACGUUGUGACGGAGACUUGCAUGGACGAGGGUCAAAUAGCGGCAGUAUGCCGCGAAGUGCUACAGGCCCUUGAGUUUCUGCACAGCAAUCAGGUGAUUCAUCGAGACAUCAAAAGUGAUAACAUUUUGCUCGGUUUAGACGGAAGCGUAAAGCUGACCGAUUUCGGAUUUUGCGCGCAAAUUUCACCGGAACAAUCCAAGCGAACAACAAUGGUGGGCACACCGUACUGGAUGGCACCGGAGGUGGUUACACGGAAGCAGUACGGACCGAAGGUCGAUCUCUGGUCACUCGGAAUCAUGGCAAUCGAGAUGAUCGAAGGUGAGCCACCGUAUCUGAACGAAAAUCCGCUCCGGGCGCUCUAUCUCAUUGCCACCCACGGCAAACCGGAAAUCAAGGAAAAAGAACGACUUAGCCCCGUAUUUCAGGACUUUCUCGACCAGUGCCUAGAGGUGGACGUCGAUCAGCGAGCAACUGCUUUCGAGCUAUUGCGGCACCCAUUCCUGAAACUGGCACGGCCACUGGCCAGCUUGACACCGCUGAUUAUGGCAGCUAAGGAGGCAACCAAAGGGCACUGAAACGAGGCCAACACCAGCACCAAGGAUGCCGAUCCUGAGAUGAAGGAAGCUACAAUCGUUUCCUCAAAACAUUAGCGCGAUUAGUAUGUAUGUAUGUUUGUGCUUGUAUGCGAUUGGUAAUGAGUUAUGGAUUUACAAUUUCGCUUAUCAUAUGAAGUCAAUCACUUGUGGCAAGUGAUAAUGUAUGCGUGAGCGCAAAGCGUUUGCGGUGUGCAAAGUAAGGAGCUAAUAUUAUAAUGAAAACGAGCGCGAGCGAUUAAGUCAACAAAUUUUAGGUUUGUAAGAUAACUAAUGAACUAUUGCAAGUACUAUAUUUAAAACAUGUUACAAUUAAGAAGAAAAGUCUAAGAUAGUUGUUACAGCGGAAGCGUGUUCUUCCUAUGCGGAACAAUAACAGAGAGAGCGAAAGCGCGCAGUGCUACAGAACAUAAAAAAUAUACAAAUCAACGUAAAUCAAGCGGCGAAGAUUAUGAUAAAAUUAGACAGUGUGGCUCAUUGUGGUGUGAAACGAUUGUGUAGGAAAUGUAAAUAUAGAAUACAGGCGUUAAGGAAUCAGGUAAACAGCAAAAACACCGUUUUUGCACUCAUUUUUGGUCAUCCCUCCGGCAUGCGAGGAUGGUCAAAGGACUGAUACGUGUUAAGAAGCCAGAUAGUGUGUACAGGUAGCCGAGGGAAGCAAGUUCAAGUUCGCUCAAAUGCAUACAGCAAAUGAAAAACGUAAAACACGAAACGAAAUUCAAUAUAAAAUAACCAACAAACCAAACAAAAAACGCGAAAGUGCCUACACCAAGUGUAUGUGUCCGCAGAAUAUUAAACUCUAAACCACAAUCAGGAAGCAAAAAAACAUAAUUUGGAUAAUUUACCCACUGUUUAAAUGUGAGCUUGUUUCAAAGGCAUUGACAAAAAAGUUUACAAUUUUCAUUGUUUAAUUGAGAAAAAAAUCUAAGUAUUAAUCACCAUUGAGCUGAAAACCUUCUACUACGUUCUAUUUACAUUUCUCUAACAGUAUCUCUACUUACUAUUGCUGAAACCGCUACGUACUAACCGACUGCUUAUCGCUAUUUUGUGAUUGUAUUGUGUGUUUGCAACAAAUCACAAGUUAAAAAUGCAAAAAUUAAAAUUAAAUCAUCCCUCUCAGCGCAAAACUCAGCACAUGCGGGCGGGGAUUGUUCCAUUUCUGUCUUUCAAGAGUUGUUAUUUUGAGUUUGGCUUUUAAGUGACACAAGUGGUGUGUUAUACGAAACAGCAGGAUCGACUGUAGAAAUCUGUAGCUAUAAAUAAAAAAAAUUCAUUUACAAAUGUACAAAAGAACGUCUAUCUUGCAUUUUUUAAUUUGUUGCACUUUAUAAUCGUGGCAUUUCAUUUUUAAGUGUUUACCCUACGGAAAAUCUUUUUUCAUAUAACAAAAAUUGUUUGAACAAAUUCCUGGAAUAAAAAUUUACCUAACACAAGCAUCUUUAUUUACGCCUAAUUUAAAUACUCUGACAUUAUUAUAUCGACAAUUCCGUUUGUAGCUUCAAUCAAAAAUUCCUUUGUGCUCGUCUUUUGUCAUCGACGAAUAGAGUAAUUAUUUUCAUUAUUUCUAGUGUUUCGAAUUGAGUACUACAUAUAAUAGUUAAAUUAAAUUAACAAUCGCGUUAUUCGAUGCAAAAUAGGCACCGCACCUGACACCAAAAUGAAUCGAAAGCCUACAAAAGACGCGUCACAGAUCAGCAAACUAGCUAGCAUACCUGUCAAGAAGGAGUAGGUACGUGACAAAGUACGGAAGCGGAUAGCGAACAUCAGAGCAGAAUAAUUCUAUCAUCUACCAAAAUCAGCAACAGCAGCAGCAGCAGCGCCUAAAUCUAAAUCUAUGAAAUCAAUGAUUGCAAUUUAUUACAACAUUCUGUAUUUAUGGUACAUACACGCAUGCGUAUAUAAUUAGUGACAGGAAGUAAAAGAAAAACAAUGUAAACUUUAAACAAAUUUAAUAAGGUAGCGACGCAAAACCCAUUCGCAAUCGUAAACUGCGACGAACCGAGAAAGUAUAUACCUAUAUAUACAUAUUAGGUAAUAGUGUGAAAUGCUAAAUAUAUAUUAUAUGUAUAAUCUUCAGACUUACCAGUAAAAGAGAACGAAAGAUAGAAAGAGAAAGAGGAAAACGUAUCUUAAGUAAAAAUGGUAAGUGUACUAUUGGGUUUAGUUUGACAACACUUAUUGUAAUUAUAAAUUAUACGCAAAUUGAGAAGAAAAAUCUACAAUAACUCAAACAUGUAUCAAACACACAUUUAGAAGGAAAAAAGUAAUGAAAUUUAGAGAAGAAACUAAAC